AUGGCGUCCGAAGGCGAUUCCCCCGCGCGACCCCGCGUCUACUUCGACAUCUCCCUCGGCGGCAAGCCCGUCGGCCGCAUCACCAUGGAGCUGUACGCCGACCUCGUCCCCAAGACGGCCGAGAACUUCCGCGCCCUGUGCACCGGCGAGAAGGGCAUCGGCAAGUCAGGCAAGCCCCUCCACUACAAGGGCUCCAUCUUCCACCGCGUCAUCAAGCAGUUCAUGAUCCAGGGUGGUGACUUUACUGCUGGUGAUGGCACCGGCGGCGAGUCCAUCUACGGCAACAAGUUUGACGACGAGGCCUUUCCCAAGAAGCACGAGCGCCCGUUCCUCCUGUCCAUGGCCAAUGCUGGGCCGAACACCAACGGCUCCCAAUUCUUCAUCACCACCGUCCCCACCCCCCACCUUGACGGCAAGCACGUCGUCUUUGGCGAGGUCCUCAACGGAAAGUCCAUCGUCCGCCAGAUCGAGAACCUCACCACCCAGUCGGGCGACCGCCCCGCCAAGGAGGCCCUGAUUGCCGACUGUGGUGAGCUCAAGGGCGACGCCGCCCUCGCCGCCGACGUCAAGCAGCCCGACGCCCUCGGUGACCCCUAUGAGGACUUCCCCGAGGACUGCACCGACACCCUCGACGCCCCUGCCGUCCUCAAGAUCGCCGCCGCCUGCAAGGACUACGGCAACACCGCAUUCAAGUCCGGCAACUUCUCCCUCGGCCUCGACAAGUACCAGAAAGGCCUGCGCUACAUCAACGAGGAGCCCGAGCUCGACGGCCAGCCCGACUCGCUCAAGGCUGAGCUUGAGGCUCUCCGCUUCUCCCUCAACAACAACUCGGCUCUGCUCAACAUUAAGCUUGAGGCUUGGGACGACGCUGUCCGCGCCGCCUCGUCUGCCCUCGACGUCCGUGGUGUCAAGGACGCUGAUCGCGCCAAGGCUUUCUACCGCCGAGGCUUCUCCUACAUUCGUCUCAAGGACGAGGAGGCUGCCCUGCGCGAUCUGACCCAGGCCAACGAGCUUGCCCCCAACGAUAGUGCCAUCACCAGGGAGCUCAACGCCGUCCGGACCAAGGCCGCUGCUCGUGCUGCGAAGGAGAAGGCCGCCUACAAGAAGUUCUUUACCUAA
Fusarium keratoplasticum is the source of this 1119-nucleotide messenger RNA. Its product is annotated as Peptidyl-prolyl cis-trans isomerase D. The record is from RefSeq and is a predicted model, not a curated record. Lineage: Eukaryota; Fungi; Ascomycota; Sordariomycetes; Hypocreales; Nectriaceae. Gene Ontology annotation, cellular component: intracellular membrane-bounded organelle. Bases 1 to 1119 code for a protein of 372 amino acids. The transcript is spliced from 2 exons. Gene Ontology annotation, biological process: protein folding; protein peptidyl-prolyl isomerization. Gene Ontology annotation, molecular function: protein binding; peptidyl-prolyl cis-trans isomerase activity.